AUGGCCGCCAAAAUGUUUUCCCUCGAGGGACAAACCGCUCUUCUCACUGGCGGCACCCGCGGUAUUGGCCAAUCCGUCGCCAUUGGUCUUGCCGAGGCUGGAGCCAACGUCCUGCUCGUCCAGCGCGACACGGCCGUAACCACCACCCGCGACGCCAUUCGUGCCCUCGGCCGCACCUCUGAAAUCUACACUGCCGACCUCAGCGACCCCGCCAGUGUCGCUGCUCUCGUUCCGAAGGUCCUCGCCGACGGCCACCAGAUCCGCAUCCUCGUCAACUGCGCCGGGAUCCAGCGCCGCCACCCAGCGCACAAGUUCCCCGACAACGACUUUAAUGAGGUCUUGCAGGUCAACCUCAACGCCGUCUUCACCGUGACGCGCGACAUUGGUGCCCACAUGCUCGAGCUCGAGCCCGACGCCGUGACCGGCAGACGGGGAAGCAUUAUCAGCUACGCCUCGCUGCUGUCCUUCCAAGGCGGUUUCACAGUGCCGGCGUACGCCGCCUCCAAGGGCGCUGUGGCUCAGUUGACCAAGAGCUUCGCCAACGAGUGGACAUCCAAGGGUGUGACCGUCAACGCCAUCGCGCCGGGAUACAUCGAGACUGAUAUGAACGAAGCUCUACUGGCGGACAAAGAGCGCCUCGCCAGCAUCAGCGCGCGCAUCCCCGCCGGUCGUUGGGGAUCGCCCGAGGACUUCCAGGGUACGACGGUGUACCUGGCCAGUCGUGCGAGUGGCUACGUUAGCGGACAUACACUCGUCGUUGACGGCGGCUGGAUGGGAAGGUAA
Verticillium alfalfae VaMs.102 is the source of this 783-nucleotide messenger RNA. RefSeq names its product 2-deoxy-D-gluconate 3-dehydrogenase. Gene Ontology annotation, molecular function: oxidoreductase activity, acting on the CH-OH group of donors, NAD or NADP as acceptor. NCBI's taxonomy places the organism in Eukaryota, Fungi, Ascomycota, Sordariomycetes, Glomerellales, Plectosphaerellaceae. The record is from RefSeq and is a predicted model, not a curated record. Bases 1 to 783 code for a protein of 260 amino acids. The transcript has a single exon.